Molecule: messenger RNA, 1905 nt
Organism: Acaulospora colombiana
Lineage: Eukaryota; Fungi; Glomeromycota; Glomeromycetes; Diversisporales; Acaulosporaceae
Source: the annotation of a GenBank genome assembly
AUGCCUACACAAGAUCGAAAUAAGGGGAUUAAAAAGCCUGCGUCAAAACUGUCAAAGCCUUCAAAGCCACCAGAGAUCUCGUCGACCAGGACUACCAACAAAAUUUUUGGCAUAGUGAAAAAUUCGGCUAGCACGAAAGCUUCACCAGCAAAAGAUAAAAGAGUUACUUUUACCGAAUGUCAACACCUAACCGAUAAUAAAAAAAAGUUGAUCAGUAAAAAUACCUCUGUUGCGAAACAUCCGAGUAAGAAGAUACUGAAAGAAAGGAUUGAAAAAAAGUCGGAGGAAGAUUUGAUAGAUGAAAUUGAGAGUUUAGAGGAAGACCAGGAAAGUGUUUCUUCAGAGAAUGAUUAUGAAAAUUUGAGCGAAGAAUCAGAAAAUGAGGUUUCCGACGAUUCAGAGAAUUUGGUAAAUGAUAUCGAAAUAGAUGAAUCUGAUGAUUCAGAAUUAUCUGAAGAAAAUGAUGAUACACUCCAAGAUUCAGCGGCGGAUAUCGCUGAUGAAAACGAAGAGCCUGCUGCGAAGCGAGUCAAAAAAGAAAAUCCCAAUCAAGCACGAAUCAAAAAAGCAUUCGAACGGAAAAGGAAGGCAGACCGCAAGCUCGAUCCUGAAUAUAUACUAGGGCUUAAAGAAUGUUGGGAGUUUGCUCGUAGAAUAGAUAUUUCACCUGAGGAAAGGAGAAAAUAUAUGAAUGAACUAUUUGAGUUGAUUGAUGGAAUUAUACCCGAAUUACUGUUUAAGCAUGAUACUUCACGUAUAAUUCAAACGGUAUUAAAGUAUGGCACCAAAGAGCAGAUCAGUAAAAUUGCUAGUGAAUUGGAAGGUCGAUGGCUUGAAGCAUCAAAGAGUAAAUAUGCGAAAGACAAGAUUGUGUCCGAACUCGAAGGAAAUGUUGCAAGGUUAUUAAUGCACUCUGAAGCUCGUAAUAUCGUUCUUGAAGCCUAUGAACUUUCAAACGGAAAACAAAGAUUAUCAUUAAUUCAAGAAUUCUAUGGUCCCGAGUUUACUUUGUUUAAGGCAUGUCGAUCUAUUAAUCUUUAUGAAUUGAUUGGAAAACAUGUUCCAGAAAUUUUACACACUCGAGAGGGUGCAAAAGUAGCAAUGUUUUGCUUAUUGUACGCGAGCGCCAAGGAGCGUAAAGGUAUAUUACAAUCAAUGAAAGAUUAUGUCGACAAGAUUUGUUGUGAAGAAUAUGGUUAUUUGGUGUUGUUAAGGGCAUUUGAUGUUGUUGAUGAUACUGUCUCGGUGACCAAAUACAUUAUCGACGACCCGAUUGUUAGAGCGAGAGAGCUUCGCAAGGUCAUAACCCCUGCUUUAAUCGAAUAUGCUAAGAAUAACACUGCUCAUAUGUUAUCCAGUCCAUACACGACGCAAAUUCUCUUCGAAACGAUGCUUUGUGGGGAAUCCAGUGCCGAAGAAAAAACGCCGGUUUUGGAGAACAUAGCAAGUAUAAUAAGCGAGAAAAGAAUAGAUAGUGAAGAUAAUAUUAUGCUUACGUACGUUAAUAGGUUUUUAAAAGUUUUGGUUCAAGGAGGACAUCGGAGAUAUCCUAAACGAAAUAUUGCAGAAAAAGACAAUCCAUCCGAUUAUAUUGGAUCUAUCGAUGGAAAACCUAUUAUCGGCGACAACAAGGGAGAUGCGUCAUUUGUAGUUUUGGCAUUAUUAGAAAACCAUGAAACAAAAGAGGAGGUCGGGUCUAUUUUAGUAAAAGGCAUGGAUUCUAUUAGAAAUGCUGCUCUUGAAGAUGAUAGGUCAGGUGCUUCGUUAAUUUUAAAAGCCCUUAGCGAAUUGUCAUUUCAUAAACAAAAAGGAGACACUAAAAAGGUGGAAACCAAGAAAAGGUCGAGUGUAGUUAGCAGAGGAAAAAAGGGUGGAAAAAGACGAAAACAUAACGCAGAUGCUUAA